AUGAUUUUAAAUUCGCAUCUAAUGUUAUGUUGCUUAUUUAUAUACCUAAAUGCCUAAUGGUAUCAAUAAUCUGCCUAUUUGAUUCAAAAUAAAUUGUUUAUUGAAUCUACAGGUCUGGGAACAACAUAUUAAACAGAAGGUUUUAUCAAUUCAACACAACAAUUAUCUGCCAAUUUUAUUAAUUGCGCAACUCCUAAUACAAGCUAUAUUACACUAAAUUCAAAAAAUACUAGUGCUCAAAAAGAUAGCCCUUAAUUGAUUCCUAGUGGAGGUAUUAUUUCCUUUGAUUUAUAUUUCCAUGAUAAUUGGUUAAACGAAGCGGUCACUUUCACAAUUGAAUCAUUUUACUAUACUUACACCUAUACUUCUCCAACAACCUAUCCUUCAUCAAUCGGUUUUUGUAAUUCUACACCCUAUGAAGUCAAAACCAUCAAUUUUACAGUGACUUCCUAAGUUUCAGGGUAUAUUAAAUUUUCAACAAAUGUAGCAGGGAAUGGACAAGUUUCGAUAAGAAAUAUUAUUUUUUCUCAAUAUAAAAUGAAUUGUUUUCCAACUUGUUCUACAUGCACAGGACCUGAAUACAAUUAAUGCACGACCUGCUAUUAAGGAUACCCAACUCAUAACAUUUGCCCUUAAUGCCCCUUAAAUUUAUUUUAUAGGUAAAAUUAGGGUUGCAAAUAAAAUUGCCCAUUUUCCGAACAAAAAUAUGUUAAUGGGUUCUGUUAAACCUAACUUUAAUCCUAUCACAUCAGUGCUGGCUUCUGGUAGUUUGUUAUUUAAUCUAGUUCCCCACCUCCUUCUAUCUUUUCAUAAUAUUCUUUAAUUUAUGAUCCAUAAAAUAUUGAUACUAGUCCAUAAGUUGUAUAGAAUGGUCCUACUUACUUAUUUGGGAUUUUUAAAUUAAACUCAGGACCUUAUAGGUUCAUAAUUAUUUCAAGAAAUUUGAAUAAUUAUUUAAUAGGAUUGAAAAUUCAACUUUUGAUUUUUGAUAAUAUACCUUUAGGAUGUGGUGUACAAAUCAAAAUUAAUAACACUUAUUAUGGUUCAAUUUUCUCAACAAAUUCAGAAGUUUUAUCUCAUAAAUUCAAAAUAGAAGAGGUUAACAUCUAAUCUACUUGUAUUUCACCUUAUAUUAGUUGCCAGUUAUACAAAUUAUAUGGAUCUUUUGAUAUACCUCCAUACUCAUUUUUAUUAACAGUAUAAGGGAACUAUACGUAAUCUUAAUCUUUAUAAAAAACCUAGAAAUUCGGUAGCUGGAUGGGGUGUAAGCUAUAUUGA
This is a messenger RNA of Paramecium tetraurelia, 1278 nucleotides long. RefSeq lists its product as uncharacterized. Lineage: Eukaryota; Ciliophora; Oligohymenophorea; Peniculida; Parameciidae. The record is from RefSeq and is a predicted model, not a curated record. The transcript has 2 exons.